Molecule: messenger RNA, 252 nt
Organism: Mycotypha africana
Lineage: Eukaryota; Fungi; Mucoromycota; Mucoromycetes; Mucorales; Mycotyphaceae
Product: Tim10/DDP family zinc finger-domain-containing protein
Exons: 3
Source: RefSeq, a predicted model, not a curated record
CAGCAACUUCAAUUUUCUCAGCAAGAUCAACGUGAACUUGCUCAAUUUCUUGAGGCUGAACAAGCCAAAGCUCGAGUUCAAGAAACAGUUCACAGUUUAACAGAUAAUUGUUGGGAUAAAUGCAUCGCCAAAGUCAACAAUAAGUUAAGUAGCUCUGAAGAAAGCUGCCUUGCAAAUUGUGUAGAUCGAUUUCUAGAUACCAGCAUAUUUAUUGUCAAGCGUUUAGAGGAUUUACGAUCAUCCAACAUGUAA